Messenger RNA from Postia placenta MAD-698-R-SB12, 492 nucleotides. RefSeq lists its product as hypothetical. The record is from RefSeq and is a predicted model, not a curated record. NCBI's taxonomy places the organism in Eukaryota, Fungi, Basidiomycota, Agaricomycetes, Polyporales, Adustoporiaceae. The transcript is spliced from 3 exons. The coding region runs from base 1 to 492 and encodes 163 amino acids.
AUGCAAAGGGUUCAGGUCGUAGGACGGAUGAAGCCUAUGAUUGACGAGCAUAAGGUCAAGCCUUUUGUCGGUCUCGACCCUGGUCGGCGCCCUACCGAAGCCGAGCUUCAGCAGGCAAGGUUGUACAAAGAGUUAUUGCUCAAACAGCUGAUACGGCCGGGUAUCGAUAACAUGAUACCUCAGCAUGUCCCGCUGGAGUAUCAGGCGAAGUAUGCUAGGGACUUUGAUGAAUUGCUCGGUUAUACGCACCAAGUAGUUCCCGUACUUGAGCUCUUUAUCUGCGCGUACAACGAUUAUAUUGUAAAGAAGCUCAUAGCUGCGGGCAUGACUGUUCUAAGUCAAAAGGCGUUGAGUGACACGAAAGGCAGCCCGUGUUAUCUGAUCAGAUUCCAAGACCUGCGGAACAUCACAAGCACCAUGAAGGCUGCCAGUGAGGGAAUCCCGUACAAGAGAAUGUGGGGCGGCCAACCUUCAUCUCAGCCUCACCGGUAG